AUGGCUCGUUGCAGCAGCAGUGCUCGUCGACGGCCCCAAGACGAGCAACAACACGCCGCGCCAGAGGGCCAGGGUCCACUGCUGUCACCGGUCCUGCGUCGAUCGAAUGGCGACAUGGAUGAUGGUGGGGUGAUCCAACUCCCUACUCUGUUCUCCCACCUCAUGAAGCUCGGCAAGGAUGAGGCGGGAGCGGUGGCGGAGGCGGCGGCGUUAGCAGCGACGGCAGGUGGCAAGAGCAACGUAUCGCUGCCGCUGCUCCUCACGCCCGCCCCUACAGAGAAGGCCGUGCUGUUCGCGCGAGACUCGGGUAGAGUCCGCGGGUGGAUGAAGUCCGCGCUAGAGGACCGUCACAUUGACGCCCAGGUUGUGGCCUCCGCCACCACCCUUGCCCUGAGGUGGCUGCAACGUCGGCAUAUGUACCCGUCGCUGGCGUCGUCCCCCGGCGCCACGAACGGUACAACCGUUAGCAACAACGCCCAUCGUCAACGGCGGCGGCAGCCUGCCUCUUCGCAGCAGCAGCAACAGCGGAGGCGGCAGCGACGACGAAGCGGCGGCGGUAGCGAAGGGUUGCCGCCGCUGGAGCUCCUGUCGAUGACAUGCCUCCACCUUGCCUCCAAGUACCACACCCAGGACUCGGUGCUGGAGGACUUCGGGUCCUGUGUUCAUAGGCCCGAGGUCCACGCGCUCGGAUUUGACAUCUCGUUGUCAAUGGGGGCUGUACUCAACGCCUCCUUCCGCGCCAACGCCGUCAGCCUGCAGACCCUGCUCUGCGCGCUGUCGGGCGAGUCUCCCGUGGUAAAGGCGUGCUCAGAGUGGGUCUCCCUGUGCCUGGUGCUCCUGCUGCACCCCUACGACGUGGACAGCGAGAACGAGACGGGGGCAUCACCGCCGCAUGGAGAGAGAGUGUUUUCGCCUUCUCUGUCGGCCGCCACCGCCCCUCUCACCCCUGCUCCCGGUGGUCCUGCCGAGACGCCGGGGUCACAAGCGCCGUCGUCAUCGGCUUCGGCAACAUCGACGCCUUUUACCCCUGCCGGAGCUUCGACAACAACCGCCGCCGCUGUCGCGUGGUCUUUGCGGAACCCGGACGAUGGGAAAAGCGUCGCGCCGCCGGCACCGCACCAGCAGCAGCAGCAGCACGGCAAGGCCGGUGAUGUCCGCGGUCGGUUCUCGCGAGCCACCGUCCUCGCGCUGGCGUCUCUAGUGCUGGCUCGGCGCCUCGCCCGCGCGGGGGGGGCGUGCCUCCCUCCCCGAGUGCAGGCGACGAUGGGCCUGGGAGAUGGCGACGCUCUGCUGCUCGUGUCGGAGGGGCUCCGGUUGGCGCGACGGGCGUUCGAGACAGAGCUGUGUGACGAUUCGCAACAACAACAACAGCAACACCCCCCAGCUGCUGCUGCUGCUGCUGCUGCCGAGGGGGGGCUCCGCGGAAGGGAUUUCCUCGGGGGGGAGGUCCUGCUGGAGAGGAAAGUCGAGGGCCCGGCCACCGGCAGCCACCCGUCCGGAACCACCAUCGCGAGGCCUCUGCUCGAGUGGCUCACGGACAGCGAUGACGGCCGCGAUGCCCCCGAGUUCGCCCAAGGGCUUCCCCUGUCGACCGCGACCGUCUCUUCCUCUUGUUCCCCUCGAGAGAAGAGUCCUUCCCCGAGCCGUGGCAGCGUGGCUCAUGAUCGUGUUCCUAGCCCGGGAAGAGUUACCGCCAGCGACGGCGCAACCAGGCGCGGCAAACGGGCGCGCAGCUCGGCCUACCACGACGCUCGCGGAGGUAGUGGCGUUCCUCGGGAGGAAGGUGGUCCCGCCGCGCGGAAACGGCAGCGCUUGGGGAGCCCGCCCGGCGGGCCCAGCGGCCGGGUCAGCGGCAGCGCUUCGCCCCGCUCGCGAGCCGCCGACAGGAGUUGCUUCGCCCCGGCGGAAGAGCGGGCCGGGUCUUCUACCGAGGAGUACGCGUCUGCCGCGGACGCGUUCCCUUCUCCGCCCCCAUCCACCUCGCCGCCGCCCCAUACACCGAGCCAGGACGCCAUGGACAGCGACGGCGCAACGCCCCGAUCGCCACCAUCGUUUUCGGCUGGUGGGGCGAGCUUCGUCAGCGGGGACACCACUCUUUCCGGGGGCCGGCGACCGCGGGGCUGGGGGAGGGUGUUAUUCUCCGCACAAUCCUCCGACAAGAUGUCCGAAGCGACCCAAUCUCCACCACGGACGAGAGGACCGCCGGCGGCACCGUCGGCUAGCAGCCCGGAGGAAAGGAACGCGCGGUGGGAAGUUCUAGCAGACCGGGUUCUGGAGGCCUUGGACGACCGCCACGGUGGCGUCGUCGGCGGUAGUAGCUCGGCCGGCGCCGAUGGUUGUUGCGGUGGGCUGUCGACACCGGAAGGGUCCCCCCCUUUUUCCCCCAUCACGCCCCCGGGCCCCCCCACGGUCUUUCACGACUUCGGCGCCCGCGGUGCCCCCGGCGAGCAAGGAGAAGAGGCGUUGACGUCUUCCCGCGUGAGCUCCACCGCAGGUUUCGAUGGCGGCGAUUGUGGCGGUGGUGGUGGUAGCAGUGAUGCGUCGGCAGAUAGAACUGGAGGGGUUGGGGCGGCGUCGCUCGCAGCAGCGGCAGCCGCAGCAGGAAGAAGAGGGGCGAGGGCGCAGGGGCUAGGAGUUGUCGCCGCGGGGUGCACAACACUCAUGUCGGCCGUGGCGUUGGCGUUUAGAGCAGCAUCGUCCUCUACGGCGGCUGAGGCUGAGGCUGACGCUCAGGAGGACUGGUGGUGGUAGUCUUGAGUGCGGCGACGGUUGUUUGUAGUUUACCGCCAUUGCUCGCCGAAUGUCGAUUGGACCCGGAGGAGGGUUGGAGGCUCACGACUACGGGUGGAUGCCCGGUUCUAGGAGGAUUUCGGUAGUCGGUUUGGACGCUGGGAAAACACCACGCAAGACGUGUCGCGUUUUUUUUUUGCAAAACCCGUUGAGCCACGCGUUAUCUGUUGUGCGUUAUUGACAGUUUGCAAGAAGAAAGGCACUGUGAGCUGGGGAAACGAUUCGCAGCGACAAGUGCGACCGGCCACCGAGUUGCAAGUGCCAAUGCGAGAGUGCACGUCGCCGCCAAACGUCUUGACCCGCAGCGGAACAUGAGUGCGUGUGCAUUUUUUACGACACGCUGCACUGCGAUACCUACGACCGUUGGAGGAGGAGUGGUGGGCUGUGACUCGAUCGACUGUUCUCUUGUCGAUGAAGGGUGACUCGAUGACGGGGGCUAGGCUACUUUUCGUGCUGAAAAAGCGAAACGGCCGGGGGGACUUUUGUCGCCGGGGGGGAGGGAGUUGGGGGAAGAGUUACACAGGGAACAUAUUGAAGGCAGGUUCGAGGGAUCUUUGACCCCGCAAUGCGAGAAAAACGCACGCGCCUUCAAGAGCGCGGGUGGACCAGUAGAAGAGUAGUAGUGCCGUUAGGAAGAGCAACACCAUCCGUGAUGCGUUCAGAACCAAGGGGCCACGAAGGGGGUCGGGUGAGACUCAGGCAUGGCAUAGUCUAGGGGGACUUGGAGGGUUAGAAUCUUGUGGGUAGGGCUACGGCUAGGAUAGCGCGGAUGACCUU
This is a messenger RNA of Ectocarpus siliculosus, 3567 nucleotides long. The record is from the annotation of a GenBank genome assembly. NCBI's taxonomy places the organism in Eukaryota, Phaeophyceae, Ectocarpales, Ectocarpaceae.